Messenger RNA from Porites lobata, 1125 nucleotides. The record is from the annotation of a GenBank genome assembly. NCBI's taxonomy places the organism in Eukaryota, Metazoa, Cnidaria, Anthozoa, Scleractinia, Poritidae.
GAUGUCAAGGGUACAUUUGGAACUGAAAGUUCAAACAAGUGGAAGCCAUGGAGUUACAAGCAAAGAGUAAAUGUUGUCAACAAGGUUGAAGCAUUUAAGAAAAGAGUAGCACUAGAAAAAAUUUCGGAAAAGACAAAGAGAUCUAAAAUUACUGAUUACAUUGCCAAGCAAAGUAGUAGACAGGAAUUUUUGCCUCUCUUAGGUUCUUACAUUGACAAAGCUCAUGUGGAACCCCUUCAUCUAAAGAACAAUGCUUGGCAGUACUUCUUUAAAGCAGUUUUGACAGAAGCUAUAAGAAAAUCUAAGCUGCCAGCUGAUUGUAAAAAGUUUUCAGAGGUUCCAGCUGAUAGCCCUUUUGCACGAGUAAUUACAGCUUUACAAACAGAAGUAAAAGCCAGGCGCCUUGCAAACAAGACCAAACAAUGGUUUAAUGAAACUCAAGGGUCUGGAGCUGAUUUGCAUUAUAGAUUUACCGGAAAAGAUUCCCGCUGUUUUUGUCAUAAGUUCAUGAGACUAAUCAAGUGGCUAAGGUGUGAAAAAGACUCCAGGAAAGAACGUCAAACAGUUCUUGCUUUAGCUUAUUUAGGUGUGAGGCUAAGGGACUGUGUUUCUCUCUUUAGUAGAUUUGAGAUAACAUCAGACCACAUUGAUCAGCUUUCUAUUGCCUGUCAUGAGUAUUUUAAAGUAAAUUCAUUGUUGUUGCCAAGUUCUGUAAAUCCUACUGUCUGGACAUUGGGUCACAUUGUCCCGGCUCAUUGUCGUCAAGUGCUUGAAAAGUAUGGCCAGGGGUUGGGGUUGGUAACCAUGGAAGGACGAGAAGUGAAGCAUAUUUUUCUUAAAAAAUUAGGUGAAAAUACAACAUAUCAAAACAGAUGGGUUGAAAUAUUUAGACAUGAAUAUGUGAUGCUGAUUUGGCUACCUCAGCAAGGUUUUCAGCAGCCAGAAGCUGCAUGCAAAAAUGUAGCCUACAUCCCAGAGAGGGUAUUCAAUGAUCAAUCUUAUUGCUAUUGUGGUCUGUUAAAGGCAUGUCCUGAGGAUGCUAAGUGCUGUGUCUGUGGAGACCCAAUCAUGAAAUUUAUUGAGCAAAGUGUAAAGGACGGAAGGAUUGCUCCACAGCUUUUGUAA